Messenger RNA from Aspergillus affinis, 2016 nucleotides. RefSeq names its product fungal specific transcription factor domain-containing protein. Bases 1 to 2016 code for a protein of 671 amino acids. NCBI's taxonomy places the organism in Eukaryota, Fungi, Ascomycota, Eurotiomycetes, Eurotiales, Aspergillaceae. Gene Ontology annotation, molecular function: zinc ion binding; DNA binding. Gene Ontology annotation, biological process: DNA-templated transcription. The record is from RefSeq and is a predicted model, not a curated record. Gene Ontology annotation, cellular component: nucleus. The transcript has 5 exons.
AUGACAGGAGGAAGAAAGUCCGGUGUCCCGCCGAGAAGCCGUCGUGCUCCAGCUGCGUACGCCUCAAUCAGCCGUGUCUCUACGCGUCCGCCCGGAGAGCGUCUCGGGGAGACUAUUCGGCUAGCUUUCCUCGAAGAGAAGGUAAAUCUCCUCUUGAGCGGCUCCAGACCCAUCCAGUCCGGCAUCCAGGAGGAACCCCCCGAUGAACCGAGUGACAUCUCUCCUCAGUCGUCGACGACCACGCAAGCACCGUCGACCGAGUUGAACCAUGCCAUCAGCGACUCGAUUUCCCCGGGGUUCAACUUCGAAAAUGUGAACUUGCACCCCAGCUCGUCGGCCAUCGUGAAAGCGGUCGAUCUGUACUUUGAUUAUUGCCACCGACAGCCCAUCUGGUGCUUCGGUCGCGAGGACCUCGAGGACCUAAGUUGCCUGUCGGAGGAACUUGUCUGUAGUAUCAUCGCGCUGACCUCUCGCUUCUCGCGAGAGCGCGACCAGUUACAGCGCUAUUGCGACUAUGCCCGACAUUUGGUGAUGCUACGCGUGGCCAGCGGGACGGUGGAGUUGGAGACCAUGGAGAGUCUCUGUCUGCUGUCAUACUGCGCCUUUAUGGACGGAAACCUGCAACUCGCUCGAUUCCAUCUCGGCAUGGCUUUCCAGCUCUGUCGCUCUGCCCGGUUGGAUCUAGAAUCCACGUACAAUAUGGGCACGCUGUCUGCUGAUCGCAAGAAACGGCUUUUUUGGACACUUCAAACCCUUGAGCAGUCCUACGGUCAGCAGAAUGGCAUCCUUAGCCCGUCGGGAGAAAGUCUGCGACCGUUCUACGUGUCCGCGGUCGGCGACCAGGGAGACUCCCGACUCCCGUAUCUGCCUCGCGACGAGAUCGGGUGUUCUGGUUCCGACGACAUGGGCAUCUGGAACUUGACGGCGCAUUUUGGCUGGGUCUGGAGUCGAGUGCGAACAUAUGUGACUGACGUGGCGCAGAACCGGCUGAAGGAGCCGUGGCGACACGACUCGAUGUAUGCGAUGAUCCAGUCCGACCUGACGGAGAUGGAAAAUAAACAUUCUCACUGCCAUCGAUAUGAAUCGGUUAAGUUUUACGAGCGCCGACCUGACGAGCUGAGAGUCAAUCGCGAUUAUUGGGUCCCGUGGCUGAAGCUACAGUUCACAUAUCAUUCCAUUCUCACCGUCUUAAACCACCCUUUCCUUUAUAUCGCCGCGUCCCAAUACAAUAAUAACCUCACGAUCCCCAACACCUUCUGGCGCCGAUCCUCCGAGCUUGUCCUGCUGCAUGCCACCUGGGUUGUCCGGCUGAUCGACAUGGUCACCGACAAGAAGCUGCAGCUCGUGGAUCCGUUCUUUGGACAAGCAGCGCUGAUCGCAGCCACCGUACAUCUCUACUACUGCUGUGCCGCCGACCCUCGACUCAAACAAAAGUCCAAGGUAGAUCUCGCCAAGUGUCGGCGCUUCCUGCAGCGCUUUGUCUGGUUUUCGCCGGCCUGCAAUGCCUUGAAUCAAAUUCUGCGUCGAAUUACACGGAUCGCCGGGGCCGAAUCAAUAGAUUCCGACUGGGCGCCCUCGAAGAUCCAUCUCAGCAUCCCCUUCAUGUGGGCAGCAUUGCAAGUAGACGGGUGCAUCCCCCGGAACCUCUCAACCGACGGUGUCCUGCAUCCGUCGCUGGCCCCCUCCCGCGAAAAUAUUGACGAAGACUCGACCCCUACGCUCGAGGUCAUCGUAGCCAUGUCGCCUGAGGUGACGGUGAACACGGCAGACGGAGGGCAAGCGGCCCAUAUGGCACCACAUAUGGUCUAUAUCUCAUCCGCUCCGACAUCGCGCCAGGAUAUCCCACUGACCGAUCGACUCGUUGCUCCGGCCGACAGCCUCAUGUUCAACACGCCCUGGCUGUGGACAGACCCGGGCCAGCUAGUAGACAUGGACGGCAUUGGUUAUCAAGAGUCAGAGCCGGCGAUGGGUGAUAUCGAGGGCUUCUCUACGUGGUGGGAUUUUGGAAACUUGUAG